This is a messenger RNA of Pseudonaja textilis, 1456 nucleotides long. RefSeq names its product TP53 regulated inhibitor of apoptosis 1 (gene TRIAP1). Gene Ontology annotation, cellular component: nucleus; mitochondrial intermembrane space; cytosol. NCBI's taxonomy places the organism in Eukaryota, Metazoa, Chordata, Lepidosauria, Squamata, Elapidae. Gene Ontology annotation, molecular function: phosphatidic acid transfer activity. Gene Ontology annotation, biological process: phospholipid translocation. The record is from RefSeq and is a predicted model, not a curated record.
UUCCGGGGCGCUGCGUCAGUCCGCCAUGAACAGCGUCGGCGAGGCCUGCACGGAGCUGAAGCGCGACUACGACCAGUGCUUCAACCGCUGGUUCGCCGAGAAGUUCCUGAAGGGGGAGGCCGGCGACGGGGGGGACCCCUGCGUCCAGCUCUUCAAGCGCUACCAGCUCUGCGUCCAGAAAGCUAUUAAAGAGAAGGACAUACCCAUCGAAGGCUUGGAGUUCAUGGGCUCCAGCAAAGAAAAGUCUGAGAACUCUUCAUAAAUCUGAUGACAUCUGCAUCCCUCCCCCUGCCCAAGACCACGAAACAGGCAAACUAAAAUGAACUGGCUGCCAAACACGGAACUCACCCAAAUACCACUAAUGUGGGUGGGGAGAUACAGGGUGCUGCUUCCUUGCAAUGUUGGUCACAUCAAUCUAGUGGCUGCUGCUUCGUUUCCACUGUUGCUGGGAAAGGCUUUAUCAUGAUUGCCUAUGUACAGUCAUGUGAAAAAGUAAAUGCCCCUAUUGAAGUUUUUGACUUGUUCGACAUAGAGAUAUUUGAACUUCCACAAUAUUGACAAAGAGGACACAAUAUAACACAUAUCAUGCGCUGUUUAAAUUUUGUGGACCAUUGUAAAUUUAAAUAAAAAUAAUAGAAUUUUUUUGCAUGGAGAAAAAGUAAGUACAUCCCUAUUUAUCACUACCUCAAAUGGUGAAAAGUUGAGUUUUCGAUGAAUAGACCCAUUGUCAGAAUCUUGGAGGAACCUGUCUUUUUAAAUCCUCAGGCUUUUAGUUUGGUUUAUAGCCUUUGUUGCUGAAAUAUGUGUUAUCACCAUGCUUAGCUUGAAAGAAUGCUCUGGGGCUUUCCAAAAGAUUAUAGAAGCCAUGAAAAGGAUCACCAAACAACUGGGCAGCAAUCAUUCCAAUGAUUAUCUACAAAUGGAGAUUUCAAACAACAGCCAAUUUGGCCAGGCAUUUGGUAGUCAGUGAACAGAAUAAAAUGACUCAUUGUCCAGCCCAUUAGGUUCAUCUCAAGUGCAGAUGCAAGAGCGUGAAAUAAAUCCCUAAGAACCUCAGAAUUUUGUCACAUGACCAACAGGUAAACUCUCUUUACUAUUGAUAUUGAACUGUAUGGUUCCACCACUAGAAUGAAGCUGUACAAAUCUUCAUGGGAAGUAAGCCAGGAAACCUUUGCCCUCCAGAAGGACCAUCAAGACAAGACUGGUUACCUCAUGAACCCCUAGACGUCGUGGCCCAUGACUCGAACAACUCUUGAGUCUAUAAAGAAGCUGCUCCCAACUAAACCAGCAGAAUGUCAGCCUCAGGAGACACCAACCCAGGAAUCCCGAGGCUGAUCAAAAGCAUCAGACUAACUGGAGCAGUCAAAUCAUGAGGUGUGCCCCUCCAUCAAACACCUGGCAAGUUUUAUUUUCAAAGACCCUCUGCUGACCCUUAGGUAAAUUGCUUAUCACCAAG